GCUCAUUUGAUGCAGCAUAUGCUGGAAUAUUUAUGUUUGCAGGUCUAACAGGUGCAGGAGUUAAAUGAGGACAUGACUGCUACUCUUUUGACCUCUUUCUUGCAUAGAGCUGCAUUUCCCUUUUUGCUGUCAGUAAUUGGUUCAUCUGCCCCACACGCUGCAGGCCCUCCUUUCUGCGUGACACAUGAAGAACAGAAAGGAAAACACAGACACACAGUUGACAGCUCACACACAGGCGCCCAAGGAUGACCCUCUCUUGCAUGUGCUUUUGUUUGUUCAUAUGGACGGCAGCGGCGUCACUGGCCACCUUCCGAGCUACGCCGUUUGUUCUCUACGCCAAAAUCAACGGCUCGGAAAGUAUGUCCUGUGAAUGUCCAGAUCACUCCUGCCAGGAGGUUUUUUGGUACCGAUACCUUGAGAGGACAAAGUCUCUUCAGUUCCUCUUGUAUUGUAACAGCGCUGGCAGAGAGAAACAUGGAGAAAACCUGACCACCACUCGCUUCAAGGGCUCGGUGUCCUCCGGACAGAGGGUGGUCUACAGCCUGCGUAUAACGGGACUACAGGAGGAUGAAAUCGGCUUCUAUUCCUGCAUGUUUAAAACGAAAAGUAUCAUGCCUGUUGGAUAUUACAUAAUGCCUGGAGUGAAUCCUCCGACAGUUAAGCCGCCAACAGUUAAGACCAAGACACCCAAGAAGACCUGCAACUGCAAACCCCCCAGCUCUCCUAAAGGCUGUGAACAAUCAGUGCUUUGGCCGGGCAUUGGUGCUCUUUUGCUUUUGGCCAUAACACUUGCUGGCACACUUUACUACUUCAGUCGUCUACCUAAGAAGUGUAGACAUCGAUUUACCAAGACGAAUCAGUUGCGAUGAGGUGGAAGAACACACUCUUCAUGUCGAAACAAAUGUGGUGGUCUUUUUUUCUAUCCAAACUGUGGACCUGUCGAAGUCUCCGAAAUUUUGCCAUGGUCUCACAAAAAUCAAAUACAUUGGGUUUUAGAAUGUGUGUAUAUAAAAACAAUGUCUUAAAUUUAUAGUUCAUUUUUUAAUCGGCCGUUAUUCAAUCAACAGUUCACUUACUGAAUUCAAUUCAUUGUCUGACUUGACUGAAUUAAACCAGAGCAGAACAUACCACCAGGAUCACCACAAAACUGAACUCACUCUAAUCUUGGACUAACCUCAGCUGUCUUAAUCGAGCUUUGAGUUUUGUUCUUGCCAGUACAGUAUGCUUCAUUUGUGACUGAAUGUACAGUUUUCCCAUUUUGAUGUUCUUUUAUCUCAUAUGCUGUUAUUUUAUGCUUUCACGUUAUUAACGUAUCACGUUAUUUUUCCUCAUUAAAUAGUUUUCUUAA
Messenger RNA from Carassius auratus (goldfish), 1348 nucleotides. RefSeq names its product cd8 beta (gene cd8b). The record is from RefSeq and is a predicted model, not a curated record. Gene Ontology annotation, molecular function: coreceptor activity; MHC class I protein binding. Gene Ontology annotation, cellular component: cell surface. Gene Ontology annotation, biological process: regulation of immune response. Lineage: Eukaryota; Metazoa; Chordata; Actinopteri; Cypriniformes; Cyprinidae. Bases 246 to 869 code for a protein of 207 amino acids. The transcript is spliced from 8 exons.